Drosophila willistoni is the source of this 1596-nucleotide messenger RNA. RefSeq names its product serine/threonine-protein phosphatase beta isoform (gene flw). Gene Ontology annotation, molecular function: protein serine/threonine phosphatase activity. Lineage: Eukaryota; Metazoa; Arthropoda; Insecta; Diptera; Drosophilidae. Gene Ontology annotation, cellular component: nucleus; cytoplasm. The coding region runs from base 150 to 1520 and encodes 456 amino acids. The record is from RefSeq and is a predicted model, not a curated record. The transcript has 6 exons.
AAAAAAAAAACAACAACAUUGUUGCUAUUGUUGCGCCAAAAUUCCAAUUGGAAUAACAGCAACAUCGGCCAACCAAGAAAGAGCGAGAGCGACAGAGAGAGGGAAAGAAAAAAAAACGCGGCCAAGAACUUUUCAGCCACUUGGUCAAAAUGAGCGAUUUCGAUUUAAAUGUGGACAGUCUCAUACAGCGGCUGCUGGAAAAUUUCAAAAAACAAAAAGAGGCCGAAGAGCAUGCCCAGAAGCUGCUCAUUGCUCAACAAUUGGCCGCUGCUGGUGGGGCUGCUGCUGCAGCGGCUGCCGCUGCUGUUGUUUCAACAUCAUCGAUUGCCACGCCCACAAGUGGUGGUAGCAGCAGCAGCACUUCAUUCGCUGCAGGUGCAGGAGCAGGUGCAGGUGGUUCUAGCUCAGAUCCAUUGGACGAUCUUACCGAGCAGCAGCGUCGUCUAUUGCAACAAUACUCAAUAUCGCCGCCCAGCGAAACAAUGAUCUCAGCGGAUGGCGAUCAGAUAACGGUGCAUCAUCCACGUGAGGAGCCAAAGAAAUCGAGAUUGAAAUUACGUGAUUUUUUCGUUGCUGAAUUUGUGCGCAGCUGCCGUACCGGUAAACAGGUGCAAAUGACGGAAGCCGAGGUCCGCGGAUUGUGUCUCAAGUCACGUGAGAUAUUCUUGCAACAGCCGAUACUCUUGGAAUUGGAGGCACCGCUCAUCAUUUGCGGCGACAUUCAUGGCCAAUAUACAGAUCUAUUGAGAUUGUUUGAAUACGGCGGCUUCCCGCCGGCUGCCAAUUAUCUAUUCCUUGGCGAUUAUGUUGAUAGAGGCAAACAAUCGUUGGAGACAAUCUGUUUGCUGUUGGCCUACAAGAUCAAAUAUCCUGAAAAUUUCUUCUUGCUGCGCGGCAAUCAUGAGUGUGCCAGUAUUAAUAGAAUUUAUGGCUUUUACGAUGAAUGCAAACGUCGCUAUAAUGUAAAACUCUGGAAGACCUUUACAGAUUGCUUCAACUGUUUGCCAGUUGCUGCGAUUAUUGAUGAGAAAAUCUUCUGUUGUCAUGGCGGACUUAGUCCCGAUCUGCAGGGAAUGGAGCAAAUUCGUCGCCUAAUGCGUCCCACAGAUGUGCCCGAUACUGGCCUCCUCUGCGAUCUACUCUGGAGUGAUCCCGACAAGGAUGUACAGGGCUGGGGUGAAAACGAUCGUGGUGUUAGUUUCACUUUCGGUGUGGAUGUUGUAUCGAAAUUCUUAAAUCGUCACGAGCUCGACUUGAUUUGUCGUGCACAUCAGGUUGUGGAAGAUGGCUAUGAGUUCUUUGCCCGUCGUCAGCUGGUGACACUAUUCUCGGCUCCAAACUAUUGCGGUGAAUUCGAUAAUGCUGGCGGCAUGAUGACCGUGGAUGAUACGCUCAUGUGCUCAUUCCAGAUCUUGAAACCAUCCGAGAAGAAAGCCAAGUAUUUAUAUAGCGGCAUGAACUCAUCGCGACCCACAACACCGCAACGCUGUGCCCCCAUGCCGCCCAAUAAGAAGAAAUAAUAUAUCCAUCCGCUUCCAUUUCCUUAAAUGUUCAACAGCAGCAGCAGCAGCAGCAUAUACCCUUUAAUAUAUAUAU